Messenger RNA from Glycine soja, 1364 nucleotides. Its product is annotated as zinc finger protein CONSTANS-LIKE 2-like. Bases 107 to 1207 code for a protein of 366 amino acids. NCBI's taxonomy places the organism in Eukaryota, Viridiplantae, Streptophyta, Magnoliopsida, Fabales, Fabaceae. Gene Ontology annotation, biological process: regulation of flower development. Gene Ontology annotation, molecular function: protein binding; zinc ion binding. The transcript has 2 exons. Gene Ontology annotation, cellular component: nucleus. The record is from RefSeq and is a predicted model, not a curated record.
UUCAAUUCACUUCCCUUCCUCCAAAUUAGUUCCAACACAAAAACCAAGCAAAGAAAAAGACUCUACCGAAACACUUCACUACUCAUACAAUAUUUUCAGACACAACAUGUUGAAGGAAGGCACCAACAACGUUGGUGGCAGCAACACUGGCACCACCUGGUCACGUGUCUGUGACACGUGCCUGUCUGCGCCAUGCGUGCUGUACUGCCAUGCAGACUCAGCAUAUCUUUGCUCUUCCUGUGAUGCUCGUGUGCAUGCAGCUAACCGUGUGGCCUCGAGACACAAGCGUGUGUGGGUGUGCGAAGCGUGUGAGCGUGCUCCGGCGGCGUUUCUAUGCAAAGCUGACGCAGCUUCUCUUUGUUCUUCCUGUGAUGCUGACAUUCACUCAGCAAACCCUCUCGCUAGCCGCCACAACCGUGUUCCCAUUCUCCCGAUCUCAGGUUCCCUCUUCAGGGAACCAGAGCACAAUCACAAACGCGUGGAACACGCGUUCGUGAAUGAGGUUGAGGAGGAAGAGGAAGGGGUUUUUGAUGAGUAUGAAGACGAGGUUGAAGCUGCUUCGUGGUUGUUGCCACAUCCUAUGAAAAAUAAUGAUGAAAUUGAGGAGAAUGAUUGUGGUGACGAGGGUUUUUUGUUUGUUGAUGAGUAUUUGGACAAUCUUGUUGAUUGUUGUAACUCAUGUGGUCACAAUGACAACCAGUUUAGCAACGUUUAUCAGCACCAGCAGAAUUACAACACUGUCCCUCAGAACUAUGUAGUGGUUCCAGUUCAGGUGCCGCAGCAUUUUCAACCCGGUUUGGACUUUGACUCAUCAAAAGCUGGGUUCAGUUACGAUGGUUCUCUUAGUCAAAGUGUUUCGGUUUCAUCAAUGGAUGUUGGAGUUGUACCCGAAUCAACAGUAAGUGGCAUCUCAAUGUCCCACUCAAAGUCACCAAUAGGGACAAAUGACCUAUUUCCUCCCCUUCUCAUGCCUUCACAUCUCACACCAAUGGACAGAGAGGCAAGAGUCCUAAGAUAUAGGGAGAAAAAGAAGACAAGAAAGUUCGAGAAGAAAAUAAGAUAUGCCUCAAGGAAGGCCUAUGCAGAGACUAGACCCCGCAUAAAGGGUCGUUUUGCAAAGAGAACUGAUGUAGAAGCUGAAGUGGAUCAGAUGUUCUCCACAAAACUAUUCAAUGAAGUUGGAGGUAGCAUUUUUCCCACUUUCUAGAAUGGAAAGAAAGUAAUUGCCAAGCCAUAGAAGAGAAGGUUGGGAACCACACAUCAUUGGAAGAACUUCAUGUAAUUUUUAUGUAGUCUAAUUAGUUUGGUAUUAUAUUUACUUCUAUCUUGUGCUUUAUAAAUAUAAAGUAUCAUUUGAGUCGCUA